AUCCAGUAUUAACAGUAACGUGUGCCUCGGCGGACGCAAGUGAAAAAAAUCGCGUUCUGCGUGCGUUUAAAAAUUAAAAUCCAUAAAGAGCAAACAGUCGGAGGAGGAGAGGUAGUCAGAGCCAUAGCCAGAAAGAAAUAAACCAGAAGAGGAGAAACAGAAGAAGAACCAGAAGCACAAGCAGAAGAAUAAGGAGCAAGCCCGAGGCAGGAGCAGAAGCAGUAGCUGGUGGAAAAGGAUAUUCGCCCACCUACACCACCACCACCACAACCACCAACAUCGUCAGCAGCACCACCACCAGGUGACAGCGAAACAAAGAGUCAGCACAAAUAUGUCGAGCGAUUCGAGUCGAAGGAUCCAGGUGCCAGAUGAGCUAAAGGAGGUCCUGUUGCAGUUUUCGAUCGCCUUUCUGGUCGAACAGCCACCGGAUGUGAUCGACUAUGCCGUCGAAUAUUUCACCAAACUGCAAGCCGACCGUCCCACGGUGAUCACGGACCAGAGUACCGAUGACCAGGCUAGCGUCAACUCACAGGAUGCCGAUGAACCACCAGUUAUGGCCACUUCUCGCCGCAAAUCAGUCUUCGCCGAGGCCUACGAUCCGGAGGCAGAUGAUGACGAUGAUGGUGCCACUGCCGUAUUCCCCAAGACAGAUGAACAGCGGGCCCGACUUGUCGAAUCGGUGAAGAACGUCCUUCUCUUCCGUUCCCUCGAAAAGGAGCAGAUGAACCAAGUCCUGGAUGCGAUGUUCGAGCGAAAGGUUCAGCCAGGCGAUUAUAUCAUUCGCCAGGGCGACGACGGCGAUAACUUUUAUGUUAUUGAAUCUGGCAUCUACAAAGUGUAUAUUAAUGACAAGCACAUUAACACCUACAAUCACACUGGACUCUUCGGUGAAUUAGCGCUGCUCUACAACAUGCCCAGAGCUGCCACCGUCCAGGCGGAAACGAGUGGAUUGCUGUGGGCCAUGGAUCGCCAGACCUUCCGGCGCAUCCUAUUGAAGUCGGCAUUCAGGAAGCGGAAAAUGUACGAGGAGCUGUUGAACAGCGUGCCCAUGCUGAAGGCUUUGCAGAACUAUGAACGCAUGAAUCUGGCAGAUGCUUUGGUUUCAAAGAGCUACGAUAACGGAGCACGCAUCAUCAAGCAGGGUGAUGCGGCCGAUGGCAUGUACUUCAUCGAGGAGGGCACCGUGUCCGUCCGCAUGGACCAGGAGGACGCCGAGGUGGAGAUCUCGCAGCUGGGCAAGGGCCAGUACUUUGGCGAGCUGGCUCUGGUGACACAUCGGCCACGUGCCGCCUCCGUUUAUGCCACGGGUGGUACCGUCAAGCUAGCAUUCCUGGAUGUUAAGGCCUUUGAGCGUUUGCUGGGUCCCUGCAUGGAUAUUAUGAAGCGCAACAUUGACGACUACGAGUCGCAGUUGGUGAAGAUAUUUGGCAGCAAAAACAAUAUCACCGAUACACGAUAAAAAGUCUGAACAACAACCAACAAAAACCACCAUCAAAAGCUACAACAAACAGCAACUGAAAAGCAACAACGGUCACUUGCAGGCUUAUUAGGGAUUUUAUUUUGUAUGUUUUUUUUUUUUCAUUAGAAUUGAGCAAUACCACAGACAACAAACAAGCAACAAACAAUAAACAAACAAAGCACAAAUACCAAACACACAAGGACACAAAAAUAAUUUAAACUUAAUCCUGAAUAUUUGAUAAUUGAAAUUAAUCUAUAAUACUAUAAUAACGAUGACGAUGUUGAUCAUGAGAAGAAGCUUAGCAAUGUUUCUUAAAUCUAAAAAAAUGUAAAACAAAAAAAACCAUUAUGAAAAAAGCCACAAGCAAGUUAAGAAUUGUAUUGUAUGUAUUUAGCAAUUGUAAUUUGUAAUGUAAUUAAUUGGGCAAAAAUGAAUUCAAAUGCAAUCAGCAAACAAAAACUCUAAAAAGUUAAAAAAAAAAAAAAACAAGAAAGAUUGGCUCAACUCGGGAAUGUUAAAAAUCUACUAAUUUAAGUUUUGUUUUAUAUCAUAUAUCCUUUUUGUUAUUCAUUGAUUUAUUCAUAGUUUGUUUCAUUGGCUGCUAAUUAUACGAUAAGUGAAAAACAAAAAAGAAAAAAACAAAAGGCGAAAGCUAUAAUUAAAUAUAUAUCAAAUAAGAGCAACUUGAACCACACACAUCAGCAAGCUAAGAGUUUCCAAACCCACACGUAUAUCGGACAAAUACUUACACAACUAAAGAAACUAAUUUUCAUAAUGAGAACCCUAAUUUAAUAUUGAAUCUAACAAAACAACCAAUCAAUGUAUGUACUAGUCUAUACAGCUGGACGGACAGGCGUUUCAGCCAGCGAGUUGGGGAGGCGAUUCAAGGAUAUCAGAUUUUCAAGUCCAUUUCCCAAAACACGAUAACGAAAACGAUUCGCGGCGAUCUCAUGAGCAAGUGCUAUAUUAUCAGUUCGGUUCUCAGAGAGGUGGAGGAGGACGAGGAGGGAUUUAAUCGGAAAUUACGAGAGGUAGAAGCUAAAGGCACAAUCAAUAUGUUGCAUGGGAUCAACUUAGAAAACUUUGAGCAAAAACUAGCGAAAAAAACUAAAAUUAAACAGAGAGAAAGGGCGGGACAACUAAAUAUGUAGUAGAGAGAAAGUGAAAGAGAAAGUUGUGUGUUUAAAAUGCUUUAGAUUGUUCUCCUUACGAUGUGUAUAUUGUGUAUGUCUUUUAUUAUCGCGGGCCCUAGAGCAUCCUGUUAGGUGAACCAAUCAAAGCAAUAUCGACCUGAGCGGAUCGGCCUGGAUGUGGAUAAGAUGUGUACUUAGUAUAUUCCCGUUUUUGUUGCUGUUCAAUACCUGUACUACCCUAUAUCUACAUCUAUUUAUAUAUAUAUAUAUCUAAAUAUAUAUAUCUAUUUAUAUAACUGAAUGAGCUUAAACUAUGGUAAAGCCUAAAACCUAUACCUACUAAACCGAAUCCAACUACUUUUUAUGUGAAUGUGUAACCCCAUUGUUUUGAACAAAACAGCGUAACUAAACAAAUCCUAGAUGAAUAAUCAGUGAACAUGCAUAUAAAAUAUAUAAAUAGGUAUAAUAUUAAAUUAAAUCAAUUCAACUGGCAUACCAACAGUCAAGAGGUGUUCAAAGCUAAAAGAAACUACAUAUAAUACAAGAAACGGAGAAAAUAUCAUAUAUGUAUCUUGCUGCAAGCUAGCAUCGGCUCGCAAGCUGCAACAUAAUAAAUCUAUAAUAUAUACAAAUAUGUUUUUAAUCUUAAUUGGUGUCUAGUCUAUGUUCAAGACUUUAAAGCAAACAAAUUCUUGCAAAUUUUCAAAACAAUAACAUAAAAAGAGAAAGAUAAACCUUAAUAUAUAUCGAAAGAGUAAUGAUCUAGAAACUAAUUAAGAACCAGAAAGUGCUGGCCAUUUUCUUCCACAUACCAACUACACACGCACACACCAUACGCACACACACACACACACACAGAACACACUCAAGCCAUACAUCAUAAAGCUCAAUAAAAAAAAUAUGUACGAGAACCUAAAAAGUCCUUCAGAAAUUAUGAACUUGACGCGCAAAUUUCAAACUUCACCGAAAAUGAAUAAAAAAAAAAAAAUAAGAAAAAUAGAGCUAUUCGUAUUUUAACUGUUGUGUUGUAAUUAUGCAUAAAGCGUAUUAAAUUAUGUAUGUGUAACAAGAUAUGAAUAAAAAAAAAAAAACAAAACAAACGAAAGAAAUAAAAAAAAAGAAAGCAUUAAGUAUAAAAUAUUUGAAAAAUGGUGUAGACACUGAAAAAAAAACAAAAACUUUAUUUACAUUAAUCGCCGAAGAUGCUGCAACUACCAACAACAACAAAAUAAAAUGCAAAUCAAUGAUAUCAUGCUUUCGCCAUAUAAAACCUUAAUUUUAAUUUUGUUUCGUUUACCGAUGCCAAAACAUUGAUUUUAAAUAACCUGCAGCUAAAUGAAUGGCAUAGAAAGUUAAUUUGUAAGACCGAAGCGAUGAUGAUUAUUAAGAUAUGGGAGAAUUCAACUAACUUCAUAUUAAGAUGUCCUUGUUAUGUCGCAAAAAAUUUAUGAAAAUAUAAAGUAAAAAAAAAGAUGGAAACAUGAAAAAGCAAGCAUGACGAAUGAUGAAUACAAGUUUAAUAAAUGCGAUAAAACAAA
Molecule: messenger RNA, 4130 nt
Organism: Drosophila bipectinata
Lineage: Eukaryota; Metazoa; Arthropoda; Insecta; Diptera; Drosophilidae
Gene: Pka-R2
Product: cAMP-dependent protein kinase type II regulatory subunit
Biological process (GO): negative regulation of cAMP-dependent protein kinase activity
Cellular component (GO): cAMP-dependent protein kinase complex
Molecular function (GO): protein kinase A catalytic subunit binding; cAMP-dependent protein kinase inhibitor activity; cAMP binding
Source: RefSeq, a predicted model, not a curated record